Molecule: messenger RNA, 1932 nt
Organism: Meira miltonrushii
Lineage: Eukaryota; Fungi; Basidiomycota; Exobasidiomycetes; Exobasidiales; Brachybasidiaceae
Product: glycoside hydrolase
Exons: 3
Coding region: 1-1932 (643 amino acids)
Biological process (GO): carbohydrate metabolic process
Molecular function (GO): hydrolase activity, hydrolyzing O-glycosyl compounds
Source: RefSeq, a predicted model, not a curated record
AUGGCCUUCUGGACGCCUCCGCUAAGUACGAGAGGGCGAUAUAUAGUUGACGCAAACGGUAAGCGAUUCAAGCUCAUCGGUGGAAAUUGGCAUGGUGCUUCAGGAACAUAUUUAGGCAAGGGAGAUAUAAAUGAUCCUGAUAAUCAUCAUGCCGGUGAAGUGGCAUUUCAAACACCACUUUGUUUAGAUCGUGUUCCGAUUGAUGAAAUUGUACAAUCUUUUAUUGAUUUGGGAAUCACUACGAUUCGCUUACCGUUUUCAAACGAAAUGAUUCAUUCAACUACACCGCCACCUGAUGAUGCUUUACGUGCAAAUCCACAAUUCAGAGGAAUGACACCUUUGGAAAUCUUUGAUGCAUGCAUUAAAGCUCUCACAAAAAGAGGAUUGGCAGUAAUCUUGAACAAUCAUACAGUGAAAAGUAUUUGGUGUUGUGGCGUUGAUGUGAAUGCACGUUGGAAUGGCGCUCAAACUGAUAUUCAAUGGCAAGAUGAUUGGGUAUUCAUGGCAAAACGUUAUCAAAACAACAGUAGAGUUGUUGGAGCAGAGUUGUACAAUGAAGUUCGUCGUGAUUUCUUGGCUGAUCCAACUUGGGGUUCAGGAACAUUUACAGAUUGGUGGAAUGCAUCUCAAACGGCAGGAACGAGAAUUUUACGGGAAGCAAAUUCGCAAAUGUUAAUCAUCGUUGAAGGAAUCAAUUUUGUUGGAAUUCCAACAAAGUACACACAACAUUACAGACCAGAAUUACAGCCUGUAGGACAGCUAUCACACUCUUUGCCCGUCUUGGACAAGCUUGUGUACUCUUCGCACUUUUACUCCUACACCGGUCCAAACGCUACAGGAGGAGGACCUGAUCUGGGAACGGAUGAUCCACUCUACAGAGAUCUAUCAGCCAGUGUCUUGGAUUCCACCAUGCGCACUUUAGCUUUCUAUGUCUCAAACGAAACGCAAAAGCAUUAUUCUGCUCCUGUUUGGAUUUCCGAAUUCGGUAGUGCAGGAAGAACGGAUUACCUGAACAAAGAUCGAUGGUGGUGGAAAAAAUUUACAAAUUUAUUGGAAAAAUAUGAUGCUGAUUUUGCCAUUUGGCCUUUGCUUGGUUGGAUGGAAGAUGGACAUGGAGAUGGUUGGGCGAUGAAUAUGUUUGACGCAAACGCACAAAGGUUGUCAAUCUUAGAUCCGGGUGAUUGGCGGUUGGACGACUUUUCAAAGAUUGUAAAUGGUAGUGAUGCCUCGACGUUUUCUGGAAUUCAGAGUAAUCGACUAUACAACGAAGAUGCAACACUAUCACAACCUGGACUUGUACGUGCUUCAUGUCCGGACGGAUUACGACUUCAUGGUCUCAGUCACGAAGAAAGUCCAUCAGGUUUAUGUACUGAUGCGAAAAUCGGAAGAAACCUGUGGGAUGCAAAAGAUGGGGGAUAUACAGUUAUAACAACAGAAAAACCAUCUUCACGUUCACCUGAUUGGGCACCAAAAUUGACCAAAUUUCAAUGCUCAACUGGGAAACAUAUGAUCGGAUAUUCUUUCUCAGAAGAAGGAAAGAUGGAAUCAAUCAUUUGUGCACAGAACUCCAAAGAUCCUUCCGCAAUCGUUAACGGAAUGAAUGCUAGCACGUCAAAGAUUGGACUAAGGACAAUAUAUUUCGGGAAGCAAACAGACGUAGCCGAUGAUCGUGGUCAGUGGUUCGGCUUGAAUGCAACAGCGGCAACAUGUGCGGAUGAUGAAAUUUUGAUUGGAACGGCAUUCACCACACGUGGUGAUAAUGGAAGACCACAAGCGAUCUUAUGUCAGAAUUUCAAGGGCGUAGAUGCUGUUCUGGGCACUCGUGGCACAAAUGCUGCCAAUCCAACACCAAGACAUUCACCUCCUACUUCCGUUGCAUUCUUUAUGAUCUUUGUAGGUUUACUUUCGGUCACUUUGGCACUUCUUUCUUAA